AUGCAAGAGACUGCUGAAGCAAAGGCUGAGGAGAGAGAGGAGGGGGAGGUGAGGGAGGAGGAUAUGGAGGAGGAAGAGGAGGAAGAAGGGGAAGAGAAGGAGGAAGAGGAAGAGGAGGGAAAGGAAGGAAAGGAGGGAAAGAAGGGAGAGGGAGAGGAGAGGAAAGAGAGAGGAGAGGGGAAGGAGGAGGAGGAGGAGAGGCAGAGAAGGAAGGCUGGGGCGAGUGCGGGGAAGGAUAGUGAGGAGGAGGAAGCUGAUAGUGAUAGUGAUGAAGAUAGUGACGACGAUUCCAAGGACGAUGAUUACAAGAAUGAUGAAGAGGAGGAGGACGAUUCUGAGAGUGAUAGUGAUGGGGAUGGUGAUGGGGAUGGUGAUGGGGAUGGGGAUGUUGUUGAGGUGAAGAAGGAGAGGGUGGAGAGCGGGGUGGGAAGUGGUGGGGUGGGAGGCGGUGCGGUGGGAGGUGGUGUGGUGAGAUUUGGUGGAGUGAGAACAGGAGAGAGAGCAGGAGCAGGAUUUGGAGUUGGAGGGGAAGGGGAAGGGGAAGGGGAAGGGGGAGGAGCAGUAGCAGGGGUAUGGGGAGCGGAACAAAGAGGGCUGGGGCGAGGGGUAGGGGGAGGGGGAUGGGGAGUGGGAAGAGGGGAAGGGGAUGAGAGAGGGACGGGGGAAGCCGAACUGGGAAUGAAAGGCUUUGAUUCUGGGUCUGUUGGUCGGAGCUUAGGUGGUUCUGGUCUCACCCGUCCACCCACCACCUCUGCUGUCUCCCGCGCACCGCCGCACUCCCCAGCAUUUAGAGCUGCUGCCUUUAGACCCAGCGGUCAGGCAGGGCCCAGCAGGGUUGGAUGCGGUGACGAGCGGUGGGGGAACAACACAGCCAAGGGUGGUGGUGAUGGGUGGGGUACCAAGGCUGGAUGCGGUGGUGAGCGGUGGGGGAAUAACACAGCCAGAGGUGGUGGCGAGGGAUGGAGAAACGGGGUGGGAUACGGUGGUGAGCGGUGGGGGAGCAACACAGCCAGAGGUGGUGGUAUGGGGGCGGUGGGGGCUGGGGGGUUUGGAAAGGGAGGCGUAGAGCGACAGCUGGCACGGAUGCUGACUCAGCGUGACAGCGUGGCAGGGGGUGUGAAGGAGGAGGGAUGGGAGGGAGGGGGUUGGGGAGGAGUUGGGGGAGGGAGAGGGUUCGGAGGAGGGGGGUUGAGAGGAGGGAGAGGAGGGGGGGUGAAGGGCUGUGGGGACGGAAGGGGAGUGGGGAAAUGCAAAGAGGAGGAGGGGAACUGGUGGGAUGAGGCGGGUGAUGAGGAAGAUGAGGAAGGAGGAGGGGAGUGGAAUGGUGGUUUUGGUGGUGGUGGUGCUUGUGUGGGUGCGGGUGAUGGCAAUUGGUGGGAUUAUGAGCAGGAGGAGGAGGAGGAGGAGGAGGGUGAGGAUGACUAUGGGCUUGGUGGUGUGGGUGGUGCAGGUGCUGUGCGUGGGCUUGGUGGUGUGAGUGGUGUUGGGGGUGUGGGUGCUGUGAGUGGUGUGACUGGGGCAGCAGCAGGUCAGAAGCGAAGGGCGAGCAGUGGAAGGGGCAAUGCUUCCAAGAAGCGACCCCCCCUGCCAGCGCCCAACCUCGUGCACUCCUCUCGAGGCAUGCAAGCCAUCAACCCAUCCCACCCCACCACGCCCGAGACGCCCUUCCGUUGCGACCCCACCAACUUCUCGCGCAUGUGCGGCUUCGGCGGGAUUCCCCGCAUCAUGCCCUACCAGCGAAACCCUGCUGACCUGAAGCUCGCUCCCAAGAGUGUGAUGAUAUACGUGGAGAAUAUCAGGGAUGCUGACUGGGGCUACAUGUCCAACCAGCUGUUCUCGCUGCCUGUGGAGUUUGUUGAUAGUGCGCACCUGGGCAUGUGCAGCAGGAAGCGUGGGUACAUCCACAACUUACCCACACAAAGUCGGUGGCUGCCCGAGGAGAUUCGAAACUGCCCGAAGACGAUUUUCGGGGCGUUUCCCGACUUGGAGAAGUUUUGGCCUGACUGGGACACGCGCCAGAAGCUGAAUGUGAUAAACACUCAGGCGUUUGGAGUGGAUGUGAGGCUGCAGGAGUGGAACGACAAGCUGCAGAUGCACGGCGCUCAUGGGCUCCCCCCAGAGACACAACAAGAGCUGCUGAAAUACAUCAGGAAGUACAAUCUGCUGUGGAUUGAGCGCAACCGGCUGGCUCCGCUGAGGGUGAAGCAGCUGGAGAUGCUGAUGGGGUACCCCGAGGGGCAUGUCAGCGUGGUCACCAACAAUAAAACCAGCCGAUAUAAGAUGCUCGGCAACACCUUCCAUGUCCCCACCGUCGCUCUCCAUCUCUCAGUCCUCCGCCGUCUCAACCGUCCAAUCCGGGUGCUCUCUCUCUUCUCAGGCAUUGGGGGGGCCCUAGUAGCGCUCCACAUGGUGAAGGUCCCUGUGAUCUGCGCCGUGAGUGUGGAGUUUGAGAAAAGCUGUCGUGAUGCCGAGGGGAGGUGGUGGAGGGAAACCGCAAUGGCGGAGGAGAGGGCUGGGAAUGGGGUCAACCAGAUGCUGGGGGAUUUAUUGCAGCUGUAUCACAACGUGAGGUCUUUGAGCCGGGAGGUAGUGGAGUCGUUGGUGCGUGAAUACGGGCCCUUCAACCUCAUCAUCGGAGGGAGCCCCUGUACUAAUUUCACUGGUAACAACCGGCAGCCUGCGGACAGCCCUGCUGGGAAAAGCGGGCUUGAUGGGAGGGACUCGAGCUUGUUCUUUUUCAUGGCUGAUGUGAUUCGCCAUGUUGCGAGCAUUCAGGAGAGCCUUGGUCACAGGGUUUUUCGUGCACCAUAG
Closterium sp. Yama58-4 is the source of this 2811-nucleotide messenger RNA. NCBI's taxonomy places the organism in Eukaryota, Viridiplantae, Streptophyta, Zygnematophyceae, Desmidiales, Closteriaceae. The record is from the annotation of a GenBank genome assembly.